Molecule: messenger RNA, 3151 nt
Organism: Engraulis encrasicolus (European anchovy)
Lineage: Eukaryota; Metazoa; Chordata; Actinopteri; Clupeiformes; Engraulidae
Product: skin secretory protein xP2-like
Exons: 4
Coding region: 333-1643 (436 amino acids)
Source: RefSeq, a predicted model, not a curated record
CUCCUCAAGUGCUGCUUCCACACGCUGAGCAACAGUUUGCCAGUUUUCAAGCCCUCUUCUCUUCCACAGUCAGUAGACCGUGUGUGUGGCCAGAGCGCACAACGCGUCGUUGUCCAGGGCAUUAAUGAGGUUGAGGGGUCAUGCAUUAAAACACAGCCAUCCAUCAAGGAGAUAUGCUGCUUUGCCUCUAGCCCUAGAUAUCAAGUAGCUCGGUGUAGGCUAUUGCACGAAUCUGACGCUGGCAUCGCAGCUUAUUUUGUAAAAGUCUUAAAAAGUUCUUUAGGUGUUACAAAGUAGUGCUCGGUCGCUUGGUCUUCAGUGCAUACUGCAAAAUGGGGUGUUCAUCUUCCAGUUCUCAAACCGUAGCGGCAGAAAACAGACCAGGCACCAAACCAGAAGAAAGCAAUGGAGACACAACUUUCGUGGCCCGUAAUGGAGGGGUCAUCGCGGAGGACACAGAGACCAUCGCGGACCAGAUGCAGCUGCCGGUGCAGAGUGCCCUGCCGGACGAGCUGGUGCCCGGGGUGCCAGAGGCGGAGGAGGAGCCGGUAGUGCAGGCCUGCGAAGCCACCGAGAGCCUGCUGGUGGAGGAGGCGGAGGAGGCAACGGUGGUGGAGGAGGCGGCAGCCGCCCCUGAACCAGAGGCAGCACCAGAGCCCGUGGCUGUUGCCGAGCUCGUGUCUAUUGCCGAGCCUGAGCCUGAACCUGUCGCUGCUGCUGCUGAAGUCUCUGAGACUGUUGUGGAGUCCGAGGUGGCUGUGGAGGCAGCAGCGCCUGCACCAGCUGAGGUGACGGAGGUAACGCAAGUGACGGAGGUGGUGUCUGUGGCUGCUGCUGCUGAGGCUGAAGUAACGCAGGUGACGGAGGUGGAGGCUGAGGCACCUGCAGCAGCACCUGCGGCCGAGGAAGUAACGCAGACGGAGGUGGAGUCUGUGGUUGAGGCACCUGCAGUGGAGGCCGUGGCCCCUGUAGAAGUGGCGCCGGCCGUGGCCCCUGAGGUACCUGCUGCACCUGUUGAGGUCGCUGCUGCCCCUGUAGAGGCUGCUGCCCCACCAGCCGAGUCGGUAGAAGUGGCUGAAGCCCCAGCAGCAGCAGAGCCAGCAGCAGCAGCACCAGCGCCAGAGCCUGUAGCGGCUGCCCCAGAAGAACCCGCUGCCGCCCCAACAGAACCUGAGCCCACUCCUGCUGCUGCCGCCCCAGCACCAGAGCCCGCCGCCGCCCCAGCCCCUGUUGAGGAGACCAAAGAGCCGGCACCAGCACCAACGCCGGCACCUGAGUCAGCCCCAGUAGUGGAGGCAGCCCCAGUAGUGGAGGCAGCACCAGCCCCAGCUGCAGCCGUCGAGGCAGCCCCAGCCCCAGAGGCCGCCCCAGCCCCAGCCCCAGUUCCAGAGGCCGCCCCAGCCCCAGUUGCAGCCGUUGAGGCCGCCCCAGCCCCAGCCCCAGUUCCAGAGGCCGUCCCAGCCCCUGCUCCAGUUCCAGAGGCCGCCCCUGCUCCAGUUGCAGCCCCAGCACCAGCCCCAGUGGCGGUGACUCCUGCCCCUGUUGCCGCUCCGGCUGCAGCCCCUGAGGGGGGCGUGGCAGAGCUGGUGGAGGAGCUAGUGGUCCCACUAGAGACAGGAAGUGACUUGGUGAAAGUGGACUAGCGACGCCAUGGCGACCGUAAAGACUGAAGAACAGAACCCUGCUGCCAGUGCAGAUAAUUCAAGAUGCGCCUUCAACAAACACAGUUUAUGUGUAGCCCAAAGAAUAAAUGAACAUGUUUACACACACACACACUACACACACACAGACACACACACACACACUACACAGACAGACACACACACACUACACAGACACCCCUAACAAUAUGCAGACCAUUUGUCAGACUCUUGAUUAAUGACUAAUCUGACACCAUGGUGCCUUUUGUUACCUAUAAAUGUAUGGAGUAGUAAUGGCAGUUCUACCAUUUGUAAAUAUGUACUUGUGCUAGCGAUGUAUUUGAAUGCGUGAAGUGAUGAAAGUGUCUCGAGCCACCUGAGUUUUUUUUCUCAAAGGGAAACUGCCAUUUUAGAAUGGCAACACAGUGGCAAAAUGGCUGAUAAUGGCCAUGUAUAGCAAAAAAACACUUCAGGUUUAUGUGAGAAAUUGAAAGUGGGUAUCACUUUCUCCAUACAUACAGUACAUAUACAUAAACCCACGAGCACGUCAUCAGCAUCUCUUUGUCAUCAAGUUGCUCCAGUGAGAUUGUCUGCAAUGGUUUGUGAGUAUUUAACAGCAGCCCAGCACUGCUUCACUCAUUUUUUUCAUUGUAUGUGAGGAAAAUAAGCCAAAAAUAAUGUAACAACUGUGAAAAGGUGUGUGUGUUGUGGCUACGCAUGAGAGGCUCGGUCCGAGAAAGGGAACUUCGCCUUUGUGAACGCAACAUGUUUUUUUUCUCCCGAAAUCCUGCUAAUGUCGAAUGUUUAAUGAAGUUCAUUUGUUUUGUUUCUUUGAGGGGAGAGGAGUCUUACACUUAAUCAUUCUGGAAGAUUAAUUCAUUUGUUGUCGCAUGCGUAUCACUACUUAUUCUAUUCUAUUCCUGUUUUUCUCUGCUUUAAAGUAUGUUGUUGUGUCCAUUUUCAUGUACGUAUUUAUCUAUGCAGAGUAAAUUUUGAAUAUUAAAGAUAGAUUUCAUUUUACUGUGUGUGCGUGUGUGGCCUACCCUUUAAAGAAAAGCACAUUGGGGGGGUGGUUCUCAAAUUGAGUCAUGAAACGCAACAGCAAGAGUGGUUAGAGGUCAAGUCUACCAUGGCUCGUCUGAGGAGUGCGUCUUUCUUCUUUGACGUCAGCUUCAAACAACAUGAACUAUCCCGUGCGCUCAUCAGACCGCUGUGUGGGCAGCCGUAUUGGACCAAUGUGGAUAAAGGCCUUCUGAACGGUCUUAGCACAAUUUUGCACGAGACCUGCACACGUCUUCUGGGCUUCCUGGUGUUUUUGCAGUUAAUUUCCUCUCACUGUGAAUAUAAAUAAUAUUUUUACGUACCUGUAAAAAAGCAGGAAAAAAGGUCUUUCCCCGUUCUCUUUCCUCUUUCCCCAAUCUUUUUACUGUAAAGAUCACCUGCCAUCUGUAAUAUACUCAUCUCUGGGCUUCACUAUAGCUUAUUAGUGUACAGAAUAAAGUGGCUGUUAC